GCGCCGCAUCUGUUAUUGUCCCCGCUGCGCGGUUUGCCGAGCCGCUGGAGAGGCGUGCGGGCUCCAUCAUCUCCGUGUACUCCCCACUCGUGGGCGUGGGACGUGGGUUCGCUUGCGGCGUCAUGGCUCAGAGGGCCUUUCCGAAUCCUUAUGCCGAUUAUAACAAGUCGCUGGCCGAAAACUACUUUGAUUCUACUGGGAGGCUGACUCCUGAGUUCUCACAUCGCUUGACCAAUAAGAUCCGAGAGCUCCUUCAGCAAAUGGAGAGAGGCCUAAAGUCUGCAGACCCUCGGGAUGGCACUGGGUACACUGGCUGGGCAGGCAUUGCUGUGCUUUACCUACACCUCCACAAUGUGUUUGGGGACCCAGCCUAUCUACAGAUGGCACACAGCUAUGUAAAGCAAAGCCUCAACUGUCUGAGCAGGCGUUCCAUCACCUUCCUGUGUGGCGAUGCGGGCCCCCUGGCUGUGGCUGCUGUGCUGUACCACAAGAUGAACAGUGAGAAGCAGGCCGAGGAGUGCAUCACACGGCUCAUUCACCUAAAUAAGAUUGAUCCCCACGUACCAAAUGAAAUGCUCUAUGGCCGCAUAGGCUACAUCUUUGCUCUGCUUUUUGUCAAUAAGAACUUUGGAGAGGAGAAGAUUCCUCAGAGCCAUAUUCAGCAGAUUUGUGAAACCAUCUUAACCUCUGGGGAAAACCUAUCUAGAAAGAGAAACUUUGCGGCAAAGUCUCCACUGAUGUAUGAGUGGUACCAGGAAUAUUACGUGGGGGCCGCUCAUGGCUUGGCGGGCAUUUAUUACUACCUGAUGCAGCCCAGCCUUCAGGUGAACCAAGGAAAGUUGCAUAGUUUGGUGAAGCCCAGUGUAGACUUUGUCUGCCGGCUGAAGUUUCCUUCCGGCAAUUACCCUCCAUGUUUGGAUGAUACCAGAGACCUGCUUGUCCAUUGGUGCCACGGUGCUCCUGGGGUCAUCUAUAUGCUCAUCCAAGCAUACAAGGUGUUCAAAGAGGAGCGUUACCUGUGUGAUGCCCAGCAGUGUGCUGACGUGAUCUGGCAGCACGGGCUACUGAAGAAGGGCUACGGGCUGUGCCAUGGUGCUGCAGGGAAUGCCUACGCUUUCCUGGCACUCUACAACCUCACACAGGAUGUGAAGUAUCUGUACAGGGCCUGCAAGUUUGCUGAGUGGUGCUUAGACUACGGGGAGCAUGGAUGCAGGACAGCAGACACCCCCUUCUCCCUCUUUGAAGGGAUGGCUGGAACAAUAUAUUUCUUGGCUGACCUGUUAGUCCCCACAAAGGCCAAGUUCCCUGCAUUUGAACUCUGAAAAGAAAGCAUGUCUCCUGCCGCUUACAGCAUGACUCUGUGUAUCACUCUGGGCUUCUUAUUUCCCUUACUUUUGAAGGAAGCAGAAUGAAACUGUGUACUUUGAAGUA
This is a messenger RNA of Mus caroli (Ryukyu mouse), 1431 nucleotides long. RefSeq names its product LanC like glutathione S-transferase 1 (gene Lancl1). The record is from RefSeq and is a predicted model, not a curated record. Gene Ontology annotation, biological process: carbohydrate metabolic process; peptide modification. NCBI's taxonomy places the organism in Eukaryota, Metazoa, Chordata, Mammalia, Rodentia, Muridae. Gene Ontology annotation, cellular component: plasma membrane.